UCAUGUUUGAAAUUAAGAAGAUUUGCUGCAUUGGUGCUGGUUAUGUCGGUGGGCCAACAUGUAGUGUUAUUGCACAGAUGUGUCCCAGUAUCAAAGUUACCGUUGUGGAUGUCAAUGAGGCCAGAAUCAAUGCCUGGAAUUCAGAUACUCUCCCAAUCUACGAGCCAGGGUUAAAAGAAGUAGUAGAAUCCUGUCGAGGAAGAAACCUCUUCUUUUCCACCAGUAUUGAUGAUGCCAUUAGAGAAGCUGAUCUUGUAUUUAUUUCUGUUAACACUCCAACAAAGACCUAUGGGAUGGGGAAAGGCCGAGCGGCUGAUCUGAAGUACAUCGAGGCUUGCGCCAGGCGGAUUGUACAAAAUUCCAAUGGCUAUAAAAUUGUCACUGAGAAGAGCACAGUUCCGGUUCGUGCUGCAGAGAGCAUUCGUCGGAUAUUUGAUGCCAAUACUAAGCCUAACUUGGAUUUGCAGGUGCUAUCUAACCCAGAGUUCCUUGCAGAGGGAACAGCCAUCAAGGACCUGAAGAACCCAGACAGAGUCCUUAUUGGUGGAGAUGAUUCUCCCGAGGGACAGAAAGCCGUCCGUGCUCUCUGUGCUGUUUAUGAGCACUGGGUGCCCAAAGAAAAAAUCCUCACAACCAAUACCUGGUCAUCAGAACUUUCUAAACUGGCAGCUAAUGCUUUCCUUGCCCAAAGAAUCAGCAGCAUUAACUCAAUCAGUGCUCUGUGUGAAGCUACAGGAGCAGAUGUUGAAGAAGUAGCAAGAGCCAUUGGAACAGACCAAAGAAUUGGAAAUAAGUUCCUCAAAGCUAGUGUUGGGUUUGGUGGUAGCUGUUUUCAGAAGGAUGUCUUGAAUUUAGUGUACCUCUGUGAGGCACUGAACUUACCUGAAGUAGCCCGCUACUGGCAACAGGUAAUAGACAUGAAUGAUUACCAGAGAAGAAGAUUUGCUUCCCGCAUUAUUGACAGCUUGUUCAAUACUGUCACUGAUAAGAAGAUAGCCAUUUUAGGGUUUGCAUUCAAAAAGGAUACUGGGGACACAAGAGAGUCAUCCAGUAUCUACAUUAGCAAGUAUUUAAUGGAUGAAGGAGCGAAGCUCCAUAUCUAUGAUCCUAAAGUACCUCAUGAACAAAUCCUCUUGGAUCUCUCGCAUCCAGGUGUCUCGGAAGAUAACCAAGUGUCUCGGUUGGUCACUAUCAGUGAAGAUCCCUAUGAAGCCUGUGAUGGAGCUCAUGCCCUUGUAAUUUGCACUGAAUGGGACAUGUUUAAGGAGUUGGAUUAUGAACGCAUUCAUAAGAAGAUGCUGAAGCCUGCAUUUAUCUUUGAUGGUAGGAGAGUUCUAGAUGAUCUUCACAAUGAGCUACAGGUCAUUGGCUUCCAGAUUGAAACAAUUGGGAAGAAGGUGUCAGCCAAACGAAUUCCUUUUGCUUCUUCAUGUGAAAUUCCUAAAUUCAGUCUGCAGGACCCACCUCUCAAAAAGCCCAGAGUAUAAUGUUUAACAGUAAUUGAGAGAAUUCUGUGGACCUUCUUAGUGAUAAUAACUGUAAGCCUCUGCUUUUUUUAAGGAAAGUAUUUUUCAUAAAUGUAACCAAUUUUACACUAGAAAUGGUACCUGGUACAUGUGAAUUCAAAUCUCUAUUUUUAUAGCAAUUUUUUUUUUUUUGGUUACUGAAGAUGGUACA
Merops nubicus (carmine bee-eater) is the source of this 1677-nucleotide messenger RNA. RefSeq names its product UDP-glucose 6-dehydrogenase (gene UGDH). Gene Ontology annotation, cellular component: cytosol; nucleus. The transcript is spliced from 11 exons. The record is from RefSeq and is a predicted model, not a curated record. Gene Ontology annotation, biological process: glycosaminoglycan biosynthetic process. Gene Ontology annotation, molecular function: UDP-glucose 6-dehydrogenase activity; NAD binding. Lineage: Eukaryota; Metazoa; Chordata; Aves; Coraciiformes; Meropidae. The coding region runs from base 3 to 1487 and encodes 494 amino acids.